This is a messenger RNA of Myotis daubentonii (Daubenton's bat), 1937 nucleotides long. RefSeq names its product solute carrier family 25 member 38 (gene SLC25A38). The record is from RefSeq and is a predicted model, not a curated record. Gene Ontology annotation, molecular function: glycine transmembrane transporter activity. Gene Ontology annotation, biological process: glycine import into mitochondrion. NCBI's taxonomy places the organism in Eukaryota, Metazoa, Chordata, Mammalia, Chiroptera, Vespertilionidae. Gene Ontology annotation, cellular component: mitochondrion; mitochondrial inner membrane.
AAUCCCCGGGCUCUUUCUAGUUCCUCCAGCCUUCUUCACCCCUGAUCCAUUGAGCCGAACCCUCUCCAGCCCUGAAGUCUGGGCAGGAUGUGCCGGAGGGCAGAGCCGCGGUGUCUGCCCAGCGAGUGAAAAGCUGCUCGUGGUUCCCGGGCGCAGGCUCGUACGCCAGCCCGGAGCCACGCGCGCAGCCCGGGACCCCGCAGGUCCCGACGCCGACAGGUGCAGACGGUAGCGAGCCCCCGCCUAGAAACGCGUCAUCUCCUCCAGAGUCGCCAGGGCCGGGCCGGAGCUGCCGCCCACGGCCCCCCGAGUCCCGUGCACUCGCAGACCUCCUCCAUGAUUCAGAAGUCACGCCCGGCGCUGCUGCAACCUCAGGAUGUGGGAGACAGGAUGGAAACGCUUAUGGACACAUUUGUAACCUGUGAGAGGAAGAGAGAGAAACAUUGAUGUGAGAGUGAAACAUCGAUCGGUUGCCUCCUGCGUGCACCUCAACCAGGGAUGGAACCCAAAACCUGGUUGCACCCGGUGAUCAAGGCUUUCCUGUGCGGCUCCAUCAGUGGCACCUGCUCUACCCUCCUUUUCCAGCCCCUGGAUCUCCUCAAAACCCGCCUGCAGACGCUCCAGCCCUCGGCCCAUGGAUCAAGGCGCGUUGGGAUGCUCACUCUGCUCCUGCAGGUGGUCCGCACCGAGAGUCUUCUGGGCCUGUGGAAAGGGAUGUCCCCUUCCAUUGUGAGGUGUGUCCCUGGUGUUGGAAUCUACUUCGGGACUCUCUACUCUCUGAAGCAAUACUUCCUGCGAGGCCAUCCCCCCACUGCCAUGGAGUCCGUCAUGCUGGGGGUGGGCUCUCGCUCGGUCGCAGGGGUCUGCAUGUCGCCUAUCACUGUGAUCAAGACGCGUUACGAGAGUGGGAGGUACGGCUACGAGAGCGUCUACGCAGCCCUGCGGAGCAUCUACCGCAGCGAGGGCCACCGGGGCCUCUUCAGUGGCCUGACGGCGACACUCCUUCGUGAUGCCCCCUUUUCUGGAAUCUACCUAAUGUUUUACAACCAGACCAAAGCCAUCGUGCCCCAUGACCAGUUGGAUGCAGCCCUUAUUCCCGUUGUAAAUUUCAGCUGUGGGAUAUUUGCUGGUGUUCUGGCCUCACUGGUGACUCAGCCUGCAGAUGUUAUCAAAACUCAUAUGCAGCUCUCCCCAGUGAAAUUUCGGUGGAUUGGCCAGGCAGUGACAAUCAUCUUCAAAGACUAUGGGCUGCGUGGCUUCUUCCAAGGCGGCGUCCCCCGGGCCCUCCGCAGGACUCUGAUGGCAGCCAUGGCAUGGACAGUCUAUGAAGAGAUGAUGGCCAAGAUGGGCCUGAAGUCCUGACCCAGCAGCACUGGGAAAAGAUGGGAUCUGUUGCCCUGCCUGGUUUCUGCCGAGAGCUGCUUCAUCUCUAACCUGGACUGAGGUGAAGUCCUGUGGGGAAAGCCAGGCAGAUGUGUCACCUUGUUACCCAGUUCACGUAGCGAAUAGGUGGGCCAGACUCGAGCUUUUAGAAUCUCCCGGAAGAGGAGCCACUGAGACAGACAGCACACGGGGGAGUUUGCAGAAGGGCUUGCACACCCUGCAAACCUGGAAGCAUUUCCAGGGAGAGAGCUCUGUCGGGGUCUCCGCUUCAGCCACCCACCUAUACCACGGUGCCUCUUUGGGUCUGUUUUUUGCAAGGAAUUGCAAAGCCAGAGAAGCUGUGGCCACCUGCCGUGACUGAGGAACUCCAGCAGGGCGCUGGUUCUGCAGAAAGAGGAGUCCCUGUCACCAGGCCGGAGGUGAUGUUGGGAUGAGAAAGAAAAGGUGUCAUGAUGACUUAAUUAGCUCAUUAACCUGGCAGAGGUUCUGCAGAAGGGGGGACAGUGGCUUCCUAGCCUCUCAGUGUCCAAAUAAAGGUUUUUUAUUUUGUCCCA